AUGGGCACUGGCAUUGUCUCCCUGAUUUCCCUGGCCGUUCUGUCCUACGAGCGCUACUGCACCAUGAUGGCGCCCACUAUGGCCGACGGCCGAGACUACCGCCCAGUGCUGGCAGGGAUCUGCUUCUCCUGGCUGUACUCCGUGGCCUGGACUGUUCCUCCGCUGCUGGGCUGGAGCAAAUACGGUCCCGAGGGUCCCGGCACCACCUGCUCGGUUGACUGGAGGACCCAGACGCCAAACAAUAUCUCCUACAUCGUCUGCCUGUUCACCUUCUGCCUGCUCCUGCCGUUCAGCGUCAUCCUCUACUCCUAUGGCAAACUGCUGCAUGCCAUCAGACAGGUCCGCAGUGUGAGUUCGGUGGUGAACCGUCGCCGAGAGCAGCGGGUGCUGGUGAUGGUCGUCACCAUGGUGGUGUGCUACCUGGUCUGCUGGCUGCCGUACGGGGUGGCGGCCCUGCUCGCGACCUUUGGGCCCCGUGACCUUAUAACGCCAGUGGCCAGCAUCACGCCAUCCCUGCUGGCCAAGUUCUCCACAGUCAUCAACCCUUUUAUUUAUAUAUUCAUGAACAAACAGUUCUACAGGUGUUUCAGGGCAUUCCUCAGAUGCUCCACCCCCGAGCGAGGCUCCACCUUAAAGACUUUUUCACGGCCCACCAAGACGCUCCGCACCGUCCGCCAUGAGCAAGAUGUCCACGUGUCCGCUCUGGCCCCCUCCUCUGCCCUGCCCUCGCCCGACUCCGUCCACGGGUCCUCGCAGGGGGGCAGCCACGCGGCUCCGCCUCCAUCGAAUCGGGGCUCCGCCGCCCCCCGCUCCCCUGCUGCGGAAAGCCCCAAACCUAAACUGAUCCUGGUGGCUCACUACAGGGAAUAAGAGCAGGGAAACAAGAGCGAUCGUUUAGAGCGGGAGCGAGGAGCACGCGGGCAGGUGUCUAAUUAAGAAACAGAUCUCCCUGAUAGCAGAGAAGAGCACACGGUGAGCUCAGUCGGAGUCUCAGAUACAAACUGGGAUGUUUUAAUCCCAGGACACUUUAUCAUUGCUCUGUGAAGUCGGCGAACAGGGAUACACCAAAAAUGCCAGUCUCAUCCUGCUUACCAGAGGCACUGUAUACAAAGCAGAAGGAAGAUAUGAGGCCUGGGGCUAAACAUACUGUAAUGCUUCACGUUGAGACCUCUGCCAUUAGAUGUACUUGCUGUUAUCACAUCCAUCGUGCACAAGAGCAUUAAAAGUCGCAGUUAAGCUCACUUACCUCUGCCUCAGGUUUUGCAAAAAGGGCCGCGGGGGAUCCGUCAGAGAUUUAAAAUCUAACAAUCUUGCAUUCAUUUGUGUGGUUCCUUCCAUAAACCAGGAUGAGUAAUUUUCGUUUAUUCUGUGGAAAAAGUUCAGGGCUUUAGGGUCAGAGCACUGCCCAUGCAGAGCCAACAUGGAGAGGCUGAUUACAAAGCCGGACGACCGCUGUUCGGAAAAAUUUUGCAAAAAAAUGCUUGAAAGAAAGUCACAUCGCGGGCAAGCACUGAAGCAAUUACUCAUGCAGGGAGAGCUCUGCUCUAGCUUUUGGAUAUCGAGUGUUUUUGGAAUAAAAAGCCUUUAUUUGUGUGGAAUUCUGAUGUGUAUAUUUUUGGAAGAUUUGUUAACGGAUGCGCAGUGCGUAGAAUCCCAAGGGGAGCGUGCGUUAGCUACAAGCCAAGAAUUAGCAUGUUAGCGUUGGACGGGGAAAUAAGCACGAUAGCACUUUAUUGAUUCAGACGAACCAGAUGGAGAGGAGGCCGUGAAAUUGCAUUCGCUCUGCCCCAGUAAUACAAUUACGAAAAAUUAAAAAUCCACAUAAAUAGGUCAAGCUUCUUGUAUUGAUGAGGUGUCUCCGUUACACAACUAAAUAAUGUUCUUGCUUAGUCGGAGAAAUAAUUCAGGAACAUUGUGGAGCCGCACAACGUUCUUUGGUGGAGAUUUCAUGAACUGUUUGGCGAUUUUUUUUUUUUUUUUCUUACACAAGGCAAAGAGAUAUUUACUGUCAGCAGGAUUAUUCUCUCUUUUUCAAUUAUAAUUCGGUUUCCCCGACCCUGUUUCCAUGCCAAAUAUUGGAGGAUUUGAUACAGUGUUAAAAGAUUUGUUAAACUAUUUUAUGCAACUGCGAAGGUCUUUAUUAUGCCUUUAUUUACUCUCUGCUGCACAUAGGCCCUCUGUCAUCAAUGCUGGGACUAUUGUGAAAGACAUUAAAGGGACAUUUCACCAUGUUAUGAGGGACAUGUAAAGAGAGCUCACUGUUUUGAGUUGUGUAGAUGUUUCUGUAGCUGCUGUUUCUCUCUGUUUAGUGGAAAUGUG
Molecule: messenger RNA, 2319 nt
Organism: Xiphias gladius (swordfish)
Lineage: Eukaryota; Metazoa; Chordata; Actinopteri; Istiophoriformes; Xiphiidae
Gene: tmtopsb
Product: teleost multiple tissue opsin b
Exons: 4
Coding region: 1-870 (289 amino acids)
Biological process (GO): G protein-coupled receptor signaling pathway
Cellular component (GO): membrane; photoreceptor outer segment
Molecular function (GO): G protein-coupled receptor activity
Source: RefSeq, a predicted model, not a curated record